AUGUGGACUUUAGAGCAGAUUAUCAAACUUCUACUCAUAGGAUUCGUCAACCUAUCUAUUUGUACAGAGAUUCUCAUCAUCCAAGAUAUUAAAGAGAUCAAAAAUGCUGAAUGAAAUGAAACAGCUUUAAUAGAUUUUCUUCAAAAUUCUAAUAGCCAAUUUGAAUGGCACAUUUGCCCAUACAAGCCAACCUUUGACUGCAUUGAAAAAUAUCCAAAAGCUUAUAUAAUACUUGACUUAUCUCAUGAAUUAAAAUAUUGGGACCACAUUUCUCUAGUAAUUGCAAAAUAUUCUGAUUAA
Blepharisma stoltei is the source of this 300-nucleotide messenger RNA. The record is from the annotation of a GenBank genome assembly. NCBI's taxonomy places the organism in Eukaryota, Ciliophora, Heterotrichea, Heterotrichida, Blepharismidae.